This is a messenger RNA of Bathycoccus prasinos, 1941 nucleotides long. RefSeq lists its product with no specific name. Gene Ontology annotation, molecular function: zinc ion binding; RNA binding. Gene Ontology annotation, cellular component: spliceosomal complex; nucleus. Gene Ontology annotation, biological process: mRNA splicing, via spliceosome. The coding region runs from base 1 to 1941 and encodes 646 amino acids. NCBI's taxonomy places the organism in Eukaryota, Viridiplantae, Chlorophyta, Mamiellophyceae, Mamiellales, Bathycoccaceae. The record is from RefSeq and is a predicted model, not a curated record. The transcript has 2 exons.
AUGUCCUUAGCGCACUUAGAAAACGCGCGCUCGAUGCACCUCGAGAACGAAUCUCUCGAGAUGCUCUUAUCGAGAGAGUUUUCCAGAAAAGGGGUGGAUUUUUCGCACAAGAAACGGCUCGCGCAAUCGCACCGAGUGCGGGGAAUGCUCGAUCGAAUGCGAACGAACGCACGGAAAUUGAAAGCGUACUAUGAAGACCUCGACGGAAGCCGAAAAGAGGAAAUCGAACGCUCUGGCGGCACUGGGGAGAAACCGUUCGAAACGUUUUACCGAGCAAUGAAAGAAGAGAAGAUGAGGUUACAGAGUCGUAAUAAUGAGAGCGGCGGCGGCGCGGCGGCGAUUCAGACGACGACGAACGCUAACGACGAUACGGAUGCGAUGAGAGAACAGUUGGAAGAGCAGCAAAGGAUCGCCGCGAAUAAAGAACGAUUGAGGAAAAAGCUAACCGCGAAGAGUAACGGGAAAGAAGAGAUAGAAGAGGACGACGCGAGGUUAGAUCCGAACGCGGAGAAGUUGCCGGACGGAGUGGAUUUUUCGGGAGAGGAACAUCAGGGCAGAUAUUUGGAUUUAGUGAGAUUUCAUCACGCGUUUGUCGCGGACGUCGCGAGAACGUUCGGAGUGAGUUACACCGAGGAGGUGAAGAAGAACGCGUCCAAGAAGAGAAAGAUGGAGCAGCGGCAAAAGUCGGGGAAAAAACCUUCGGAUGGAGAAGACGAAGAGAAGGAGGAGGAGGAAGGCGACGACGAAGACGAAGAGACGAGACGUAAACCGCUCGAAUACGUCGCGUUUCUCCACGAGCUGCCAAACUUGUUCGACGCUGAAAAAACAGCCAACCUCGAACGAUCGAAGAAAUUCUCCAAAGCGUACGUCUCUUUCUGCGAAGAGUUGUGCGAAUAUCUCGUCGAUUUUUUAGAACGCGCGAGUCCUUUGCAAUUUGCCCGCGACGUGCUCGUAAAAGAGGAAAUCGACGGAGAGUUUGAAAAGCUGUUCGAACGAGGAGCUUUGAAAGGGUGGGAAGAUAAAGGCGUCGUCGCUUCUACCACUGGUACCGUCAAAUUAGAUUUGGCCGCGAUCAAAGGCAUCGCGAAAGGUAAAAACGCGUCGUCAUCGAAAGCGUUGAAAAGUUCCAUGAAUGACGAGGAGAUUAAAGACGCGCUAAACAAAGCCGGUUUGAAAACGGGAGGCACGCCGGACGAGCGGUGCGAGCGUUUGUUCCAAGUUAUAAAAUUGGUAUCGGCGGCGAAAGGAGGAAAAGACGACGACGCGACCAUCCCGUCCAAGUACAUUCGCAAAGGCGUUGUCGUAGGCGGCGGCGCGGAUAAAAAAGACGAAAAAGCCGAGGAUCGAAGCAAAACGCAAAAAGAAAGGGCCAAACACAUCGCCAGACUCGAAUAUCGAUUAAAACUCUUAUUCGCGGGCGCUUUACGUAAAACCUUAGACAACACGAAAUCGCAAGCGGAAAAGAAACUCACCAUGUCCCGCCAAGAAAUCGAACGAGAACACGAAGAGGACGACGAUUUCGCUUUUUCCGAAGGAGACGAGGACGAAGACGAGAUGAACAAAGAGAUUUAUAACCCGUUGAAACUUCCGAUGGGAUGGGACGGGAAACCAAUCCCGUAUUGGCUAUAUAAACUGCACGGAUUGAACGUAGAGUUUAAAUGCGAAAUCUGCGGCAACUAUUCGUACUGGGGUAGACGCGCCUACGAACAACACUUCACGCAGUGGCGCCAUCAACACGGCAUGCGAUGUUUGAACAUUCCUUUUAGCAAAGCGUUCAACGAAGUCACCACGAUUGAAGAGGCGAGAAGGUUGCACCGGUCGUUAGAAGAGAAAAAAGUCGGGAAAUGGGAUCGCAAACAAGACCAAGAGUGCGAAGACGCGGACGGGAACGUGUAUAACGCGAAAACGUUUGCCGAGUUGCGCUCGCAAGGUUUGAUUUGA